Messenger RNA from Ostrea edulis (European flat oyster), 1105 nucleotides. RefSeq names its product forkhead box protein B1-like. The transcript has a single exon. Gene Ontology annotation, molecular function: RNA polymerase II cis-regulatory region sequence-specific DNA binding; DNA-binding transcription factor activity, RNA polymerase II-specific. Gene Ontology annotation, biological process: anatomical structure morphogenesis; cell differentiation; regulation of transcription by RNA polymerase II. NCBI's taxonomy places the organism in Eukaryota, Metazoa, Mollusca, Bivalvia, Ostreida, Ostreidae. The record is from RefSeq and is a predicted model, not a curated record. Bases 1 to 1017 code for a protein of 338 amino acids.
AUGCUAGAGAACAGCGGAGCAAUUUUAUCUGGCCAUGACAUGGAGGACAAGUCGUCAUGUAUGAUGGCGUCAAACUCUCACAUGAUGGAACCUUCUGUCAGUAUGUAUCCCAUGCCUCCCCACAGUCUUACGGAGGAAGAUCAAACCAACAGAAACCUCAAGGCGGACCACAGUGACUCAGAAAUCCCGGACGAUGUCAACUCACCAGAAUCAGACAUCGAGAACUAUGAAAGUUUGAAAUUUUCUGGGACAUCCACGCUUUCCCAGCAGAGGAGAAGGUUCGCGGACGUCAAACCGCCGUAUUCUUACAUCGCUCUCAUUACAAUGGCCAUUGAAAGUUCUACGUCAGGAAUGAUGACAUUAAAUGAAAUUUACUCUUUUAUCAUGAAUCGUUUUCCUUACUUCAAAGAGAAUCAGCAGCGGUGGCAGAACUCCAUUCGACACAAUCUUUCUUUGAAUGACUGUUUCUUGAAAAUACCUAGAGCUCCCGGACGACCAGGCAAAGGCAAUUACUGGGCUCUCCAUCCCGGAUGUGGUGACAUGUUUGGUAAUGGAAGCUUUCUGAGAAGAGCGAAGAGAUUCAAGAUUCAACGAGCAAAGCGCGAGGACCCAGCUCAUGUUCAACAUGUGAAUUCAUACGGACAUUUUAGUUUGUAUGGAUCUCCCUCUGGUUAUAAGCCCUAUCCAUCUUUCAACUCUAUGGCACUUUCUGCGUUUUCUCAGGGACUGCCUCAACCUCAACAGUACGGACUGCCGUCUAAGCCGGAAUCUUGGAACACUUCGGCUCACAGCGGCUACUCCCCAUACUACAACACGCCAGGGAUGAAUAUGAACAUGAACUCUACAUUAGGAUCGUCCCUCGGGUCUUCAAUUGGUGGAUCUUAUUUACCGGGGUCACAGGUUCCGUCCAUCCCGCCCUCCACCGGAUCUCUCCCAGGGUACUCCUCCCUCCCCCCGCCGUCCACCUACUGUGGUUCUCAAUAUACCGGUCUUCAGAGACUGCAGACAGCCCAGUGAUAAUGCUCAAAACUCUUGUGAUAUAUUGUGAUAUCAUUUUAUUCAUCUCAUCGGAAUAUUUUGUCUCAAGUGACCAAGAUUUCUUAUG